Messenger RNA from Megalops cyprinoides (Indo-Pacific tarpon), 3285 nucleotides. It is a transcript of the gene osbpl2b, whose product is annotated as oxysterol binding protein-like 2b. NCBI's taxonomy places the organism in Eukaryota, Metazoa, Chordata, Actinopteri, Elopiformes, Megalopidae. Gene Ontology annotation, molecular function: cholesterol binding. The transcript is spliced from 14 exons. The coding region runs from base 204 to 1628 and encodes 474 amino acids. Gene Ontology annotation, cellular component: cytosol; membrane; intracellular membrane-bounded organelle. The record is from RefSeq and is a predicted model, not a curated record.
UGUCAGUUCACGGGUGUCCAGUUUUGGUGUUGUUCUGUUGGAUAAAUAAAAACGCCGUCGGGCUUCGGAACUCACAGGUCUCCUUGGUUUCUUGAUUGGUUUAGCAGCUGGGGAGCCCAAAGCGUAAGUGACACCCCUCAACAAGAACGACAAUGUACUAGAGGAGUCACAAGCAGGAAGAGGGCCCGGCUUUGGUUUGUAAAAUGAACAAUGAAGACGAGUUCUACGACGCCGUCACAGGCUUGGAUUCGGAUGAGUCCUGUGAGGGCACGUCAGAGGCCAGCUUUAAAGAUGCGAUCGUGUUCGACAGUAUGCAGAAAAACAAUGGCACGGCGGCACAGGAGAAUGGAAUCAAGAAGCGCAGGACAACCUUACCUGCACCAAUGUUCUCCAGGAACAACUUCAGUGUGUGGGGAAUACUGAAGAAAUGCAUUGGACUGGAGCUGUCCAAGAUCACGAUGCCCAUCGUGUUCAAUGAGCCGCUGAGCUUCCUACAGCGCAUCACGGAGUACAUGGAACACACUUACCUCAUCCAGAAGGCCUGCGCUCUGCCUGACUCGGUGGAGCGGAUGCAGGCUGUAGCUGCUUUCGCUGUCUCUGCUGUGGCGUCUCAAUGGGACAGAACUGGAAAGCCUUUCAAUCCUCUGCUGGGGGAAACCUACGAGCUCAUACGGGAGGAUCAAGGCUACAGGCUCAUCUCGGAGCAGGUCAGCCACCACCCCCCCAUCAGCGCCUUCCAUGCCGAGAGCCUUUCCGGGGACUUCGUGUUCCACGGCUCCAUCUACCCCAAACUCAAAUUCUGGGGCAAGAGCGUGGAGGCCGAACCCCGUGGAACCAUCACUCUAGAACUACUUAAGCACAAAGAAGCCUAUACUUGGACAAAUCCUUACUGCUGUGUACACAAUGUCAUAUUAGGCAAACUGUGGAUAGAACAGUAUGGAACAGUGGAGAUAGUCAAUCACAGUACCGGAGAUAAGUGCGUGUUGAACUUCAAGCCCUGUGGCAUGUUUGGCAAGGAGCUGCAUAGAGUGGAGGGAUACAUCCAGGACAAGAGUAAAAAGAAGCUGUGUGUGAUCUACGGGAAGUGGACAGAGUGCAUGUGGAGCGUGGACCCCCAGGUGUACGAGGCCCACAAGAGGGCCGACAAAAAGGGGGGCACCAGUGACACCAAGAAACACAAACAGGAGGAAGCCAGCCGGCCGGAGAAUGACGAGGCGGACGACAUGCCCGAGGUACAGGAGACGGUGGCAGUGAUCCCUGGCAGCACGCUGCUCUGGAGGAUAGCAUCACGCCCUCCACACUCUGCACAGAUGUACAAUUUCACCAGCUUUGCCAUGACCCUGAAUGAAUUGGAGCCCGGGAUGGAGGGCGUCUUGGCUCCCACGGACUGCCGUCUGCGUCCAGACAUCAGGGCCAUGGAGAAUGGAGACAUGGAUAUGGCCAGCAGGGAGAAAGAGAGGUUGGAAGAGAAACAGAGGGCGGCACGCAAAGAGCGCGCCAAGGACGAGGAGGAGUGGUCAACCAGGUGGUUCCAGUUUGGCACAAACCCUCACACAGGAUCCCAGGACUGGAUGUACACGGGGGGGUACUUUGAUAGGAAAUACACUGACUGUCCUGAUAUCUACUGAUGAGGGAGCGGGGGGCAGCUGUCCUUUCCCCAAUCCAUAGCACCAUAUCAUCUCCAGUCGGAACUCUGAAGUGGUAGUUUUUUUCCCUCUUGUGUUCGGCACAAUUAACGGUUUGUACACAAACUCCCCACGUGGAAUGGUCAUCACGAGCCAUUUCUGAAACAGCCAACCAACCAACCAACCAACAACAGAAAAAAAACUGAAAUCAGGGAUUUAAAUGAUUUUUUUUUGUGGAGGUCGGGAGCAGGGGAGGGGCGUUAAACAGGAGUAAUAAUGUUUGCACUCUGUACUGUCUGAGCAGAACCUGGUCUCUGCAUUUGAUGCACUUCCGUUGUCAAAUGUCAAAGUGUUGCUUUGUGCUGAAUGUGUUUUCCCACCUUCGCUGCCGCAAUGGAGAAGAUUCGUGAACGCAGGCAUUAUGGAUCAUAUGGAGGAUAUAAUGUAGAUCCGAUCUCAAAACAGGAUUUCGCACUCCUUACACUUUUCUCCUAAGCAACAACAUAGCGAUAACACAUGACAGAAAUUCAGAAUCCAUCCUUAUUUCAUACUUGCAUUUUCUAUACAGCUGCAGUUUAAAGUGAGUAUCAUGUUGUCCACUAUCUCAGAUCCCUUUAAAGUGAUGGACUGGUGGGUUUCUUUCAGAGGUGAGUCUUGCUGUAGGGUAGUCUGGGCUGUGCUGCUUGCACCUCAGGCGCACUGUCUAUCACACUAAAUACACUAGUCCCAUGUGAGAUCGCGCACCUCGUAUUUUGCUCGGUUUUUACAAUCUGAGUUCGUUAGUUACAUUGUGAGAUAUACCAGGAGCAAUAUCGUAGGGUAAAACCAACUUGUAAGGGUUAAUCUUAAAAUUCAUGCUUUUGAGUCUAAGACACUUUUUAAGGUUGGUUAAUGCAGGUGAUAUUUUAGAAAAACCCAGCACACUGAGCAAUCAUCUCUUAUCUGCUGUUAGCCAUGGCCUGGAGUUGUUACUGACCAGGAGGCAUACUGCUAUAGUGACUCUAGAAGCCAUAGAUAUGGAUAUUAGCUUUGAAUUUCUAUGUACGGUUUUAAAUGUGGAUCAAGGCUAGGAUAUUCCCCUCUAAAAAUGGCAGUCUAUUUCAGUCUAACCACAGGCCGCUUAAACUUUUUUUUUUUCAAACUAAUUAAUAUCCUCUUCACAUUCACCCUCCCUUUAUAUCAGUUUUUAAACCACUUGGCAUAAGUCUCAAUGUCAAAUGAAACCAGUCAACACUUCAACUCAUUUAUUAACCAUGAGUUUAUCUACAGAUUAAUGGAGUUGUUAAGUGGGGCUCAUUUGUAUGGUGAAUUCAUUAGACAGAUAUAUGAACUUUGAAAUGAUGCUAGACACUCUAUCUUGAAAUAAGCUCUUGUUUGGUGUGGAGGAAAGAGCAUGACCUGUAAUCUCUUGGAUGGCAGUCCCAGCUCAGCGCACUCUCAAAGUUCACUAUGAAGCGCUUUCAGCUCCCAACCCACCCUGCACACAAACUGAUACACUAAUCUGCAUUGUUGGACCUUAUUAGCUCUGUACUUGUAAUGUAAUAUGUACAUCCCAGUAUCACAUCCCAGUUUCCAGUUUCAUACUUUUAAACCACCAGACAGAGUGCAUGCUGUGAAUGACUUUUUUUUUCUUGGCACUAAAUAUUUAUAUACAUUAUUC